GCUAGCCCGCUACUGCUCUCCGAGACUCCGACACUUAACCACUACGGCGAUCGCUCACGCCGUGUAUACACGCGACAAUGCGCGGCGACCGCGCCGCUCGUGACACGCGUCACAACAAGGACCAUGAAAAUUUAAAAUCAUCGCUAAAAAAAGGAGUUAAGACUAAAAAACAUCGCGUGGUUUUCGACGAGAGCGCGAAUGAAUUUUUUGAAGCUGAUUAUAUUAUUGUUGUCCGCGAUGAAUGCGGAUACUCUGACGAGGACGAAAACGAGGAGUGUUCGGGAUGUGGAGCUUGCGAGCGGUUUCAGGACCCCGAGCCGGGCGCGCUCAGUCCGCCCGAGGGAUACAAAGAUAUGGGGCUUUUCAAUAGGGAUGGAACAUUGCGAGAACAAGCAUGGUGGGAUGCUGGUGAUGUGGUGCUGGUGGGCGAACGGUCUGGGACAGUGUUCACGCCGCAGCAUCUACAGCUCUUGCGGAGGCUGCAACGGGAGCGAUUGUUACGUUCCACCGUCUGUGCGGAUUGCGACGCACACCCCACGAUUCACCAGCCGCACGAAAUGGAUUAUGGUUACGAAGAAGAAGACGGCAGUGACGUUGACAGGGAAUUGCGACCUGUAGCUCGCAGGACCGGGAAGCAUAUUGCAGCUGGAGAAGAACGCCCGCGCAUCAAUUCUAGCCAACAGACUACGCCCACUGAAGAAUGCCCUCCAGAUAUGUGUAUAGAAGAAACGCCAACAGAGUUGCCGACCAUGGCACCAGCAAAGAGUGAGGAAAGUGAAGUUAUUGAAAAUGAAGGGCAAAUGUCAUCAGAAAAUUCACCGCUACGACAACGUCGAGCGGGCAUAUUGAAGGGAGGACGACUGUGGAAAUCAUUAGAUACCGACAAAGACACCUGUGAACAAAAUGACGAUCAACGUUCAACAACUGCAAGUGAUGAAGACGGUUCAAUUACACCAAGAUUUGUUCGGUUUGUUGAGAAAUCAAAAGAAUGUGAAGAUGAAGUUAUCGAAAAGAAUGAGGUGGAACCUCUUCAUUUAUCGGACUCAGAACAAAGUUCUCAUAAAGAAUUAAGUUCCAACGUUGGACACAGAUUAGAGACGCCAUUGAUUUUGACGAUAAGCGCGCCCAAAACGAAUUCAGCGGUGCAACAACUGUUCAACAGCAGCCGACCGCCGCCCCCGGCAAUUGAACCCCAGCUGGUUACUUCUGAAACACUCAGAGCAUGGGACGCGGGGGGGAGACCUAAAGCCGAAGAGGCUGCCGUAAGACGCGUCGCUGAAAGAAACGCUUUAAGAUGUUCACUUCUCCGAAGCGAAGCCAGAAAAAAGCAACAACCAAAGCAAGAAACUACAUCGCUAUCAGAAAGGAUUCGACUAUUAACUUGCGACGUAGAAGACGAUGAACAACACGAGGACCAGAGGUCGUCGCCAGCAGGCACAAGUAUCGACAAAUUCUCAAGCAGUAGCGAUAAAUCCAGUGAGAAAUCUUACAACAGCAUUGACAAAAAUAACGAGAAGGCAUUCGGAAGUGCAUCGUCAAGUUCGUCCUCAUCUACACUGUCUGCGCCGGUGCCGACUCGUCAACAGCCACCGGACUUAGGAGAUGUACAUCAAGAGCCACAAAAGCCAAGAUCGGAGCCACGACGACAAUUUCUAUCAACCCUCGCACCACUCACAGCGUGCGUCGGAAGCACGGCACAUCACGAAGGAUUUUAUUAUGUGCCACCCGGAGAUCGAACCUCUGCCUCUUCAACUACAAACCUCGAUUUCCAGGAGCACAAUGACGCACCGGCUCCCGACGUAGUAGCGGGAACGCCAGGUGCCGGCGAAAGCGACGACAGCUUAGCUGCAUUUGCGCGUGCGUCCGCGUCUCGAACCGAAAGACUUCGUCAGCGAUAUGGCCAGGAAUCGCAACCGGUUAGCAGUGAUGAUGAACAUGAUGAUUACGGUUUUCAUCGUCGACCAGCGGUGAGAGGUAUUGCUGUGAAGCAACAGCUCGGAGCUUCAGAUGAAAUUCUACAGCAGAUGCAGAACGAACUGCAACCAACUCCGACGCCAAGUACAACAACGCCAGUUCCCAGUCACGCUUGCCAGCGCACCAGUUCAAACUAUUCCUGGCCAUACUAUUCAGAAGCGAAUCUUAAUUCUAGGCCACAGAGCAGAACAAGUGUUAACAGCAACUGGUCUAAAUCGGAGUACGUACCGCGCCAAUGCAGCAGCACGCCGGUAUCCCAACACACUGAUUCUUGCUACGCGCAUGCUCAGAAUGUUGCAUCUUACCACUACCAGCGGCAGCACGAGAACGUGUAUAGAAACUGCUCACUCUAUGCUAACAUUGGAUGUUCAGACAGCAGUCAAGAGUUAUACAGCUCACAAACAAGUUCAGAACAGACAUCACCGGUACGCUCUGGUCGAUGUAGGAGACCGGAGUCUCCUCCUCCAAUACGUAGUCAUCACCAGCUGCUCUAUGUGCCGUAUAGCAAUCACUACCACUAUCAACAGGAAUACGCGCAAACUUGGAAUGCUAAUGAUUACAACCGCGUGCACUCGUACUACCAGCCGCAAGCAAUGAGCGGCGCUAGCACGCCACAACCAGCAGCCGCGGCUGUACCGCAGCGUGCCCACUAUACCCAUGCCCUACAACUACAGACUUUGUGCCCAGCUCCGGCAAGGUACAGACCAGUGCCCGCACCUCAACCCGGUGGAGGAAAACAAAUGAUUUGCUACUCUGAAAAGGUAGCAGCACCACUAUACCAGCCAGCUCCAGGAUCACCUUCACGCACUUCAAGAGGAGCACCUGAAGGAACGGCCACAGCUACUUCACCAAUGACUUCUUCGCAGAACCCCGUGUACUACGCGAUGAACGUCUGACAAGGCGACUAGGUAAAAAUUGUCGUGGGUCGCGAUGCUGUUCGUAUCAGCAUUCAGCCACCUGGACAUUCAACGGACAUCACUAAAUAAUUCAAUGUCGCUAUUUUGCGGGCGCUGUGUAUUUCAUAGCUUCUGCGAUUUAAGAGGUCGGGUUUGACAACGAUGACACUUCACAACUGUGAGAACGACAAAUAGAUUCAGCAUGUAAUUACUUGGCGAUUGUAUUGCUAUUGUUUUAUGUUAUCAUAAGCCGAGCCAUGCGUAAUUAUAUUUAAACAUGUUAGUAGAUAUUAUAAUUUAAAUAUUCUUACAAUUUUUUAUUAACAUUUAAGUUAUGACAUUAAAAAACGCAAGUUUAAAAAUAAAUAUCAUACGUGAUAGAUAUUUGACGCUUAAAUUGUAAAGUAUUAUUAACUUUAGUUACCAGUAAACCAAUGACGUUUAAAUUAUUAUAUAGAUUUAGUUGUUGAAAUACUUACUUGAAUAUAAUGUAACCCUGUGGAAUGUCAAAUCCGACAUCUUAGCUUACGCGAAGACAAAAGCAAAUUAUGAAAUAUGUUGUUAAUAUGAAUACUAGCAUAAUAUAUGUAAUUGAAUUAAGGGUCAAUGAUCUUUCUUCUCGAAGAAAGCUGUUGAACAAAUCUACACUAAGAGUAUUACAUACAGUAUUUAUUUAUUAGAUUCAGUGUACUUUAAUAAUAAUAUGAUUAAUAUACGGCUUUGAUAAAUGUUAUAGGCUAAAGAACUAUAAAACCUUAAUAUUGUAAUGAAAAGAAAAAGAGUUUCCAAAGCAAAUUAGUUACCGCGAAUUGUAUUAUGCCAUUUUUAAGCUAAUCUUUAUGCAAAUGGAAGGCUGAUACAAUUUGAACUUAACUUCCGAGCGCAGUAGUUUUAGAAAAGAUUGAAAAUGAUCCGCUCUUAGCUUCCAGACACAUUAUAAAAUUAUGAAAUUUUACAGAUAUUUACGGACGAGAAAAUUAAAAUACAUGAUGCGUGUCGUAAUUUCUACUUAAGAUAUUUAAUAAAAAGCGAAGUAGGAUAGAUAAUUGGUUUUUAAACUGGCCAAAUCUUCACGAUAAUAUCGUUUGCUGUUCGAAUUAUAUAGAUAAUGUGUAUUCUAGUUUAAUAAAACGAGAAUGUAUAAUAUCUCGAUGCGGAAAAUCGAUUUUAUAAGUCGAAAUUGAAAUCAAUACAUAUUUAUUAUAAUCCAUUAGACACUCUGUUCUCUUGCUGUUUUAUCUAUAUAUCCGUCUAAUUUGGAUACACAUGGAUAGACACAUCUAAUUUGAGUUAGAAUAUU
Vanessa tameamea is the source of this 4170-nucleotide messenger RNA. RefSeq lists its product as uncharacterized. The record is from RefSeq and is a predicted model, not a curated record. The coding region runs from base 78 to 2870 and encodes 930 amino acids. NCBI's taxonomy places the organism in Eukaryota, Metazoa, Arthropoda, Insecta, Lepidoptera, Nymphalidae. The transcript is spliced from 17 exons.